UAAAAUGGCUCGUUAUCACUGAUCGGUUGCUGGCCCGCUUGUCUUCAUGUGUGUGUUAGUGUUUAAACAUCACAAGUUGUUUCGCGUGUUUACAGCUUAGAUGCUCAAUGGCCGCCUUUCCCUCCAAGAAGAAAGUAGAGGCGCUGUGUUCCAUUGAGCUCAGGAAUGUUAACAUGGUUUAAUCCCAGUCAAACAAACAGUGGUGAAAAAAAGAGAUUCCCUCCUCUGUUUAGACUUUCUUUUUUAGCAAAAACGUAAAAUAUAUGCAUUACGUUGGCGUUACAACUUAAGCACGGGGGAGGGGCUUUAGCUAGCCAUGUUAGCCUCCACUACGAACAGCAAGUGAUUGAUGUUGUUUAAUCGGUGGUUUUGUAACAAAAAGUACAGAAACGACAACCAUAUAUGCAUAACCGAUUUAACGACGUUUAAAAAUAACAUCCACGCGAUUGUUGAUACUUUUGGCCGCCAUCUUGAAUAUGACUUCGGGAUUCUUCGUCUUUUCGAGUCGUUGCUUUCCGAACCCCCACUGGUCUGAUGUGGUCUGCCGGCAUGAACGUCAUUUCGUUUGUAUAGAACACAGGGAGAAUGUGAAGAUGAUUAUGAAGACGCACAAGCGUAAACUCCAGACGGAGGUUUCCGAGGAGGUUUCAGACAGGAGCAGCCUGGCCUGGGAGAGGCAGAGGCAGUUUGUCUUCAGUGUUUCCAUGCACAAGUAUCAGCGGGACCAAGAGACACCAGAGCCCAGCCUCAGGAGGUCCGUCUUGAUCACCAACACGCUGCGGCAGAUGGAAGCGUGUCAGGUGUCGUCUGUAGGUUUGGAGGUGCCUUUACCGCCUGUUGUACAUGAGCCAAAGGAACAGCCAGGUGUCGCUGCGCACAACGACCUCCCAUCUUCUACAAAAUGCCAACGGGUGGCGCCCAAUGGUGGCAAAAGUGCGUUGUGUGUGGCAUCGCCCCCUCUGUCUGCGGACGACGAGGAUUGGAGUUCAUUGGCCGCCGAUCCAGAUUUUUCCAUUUCACCCACAAUAUCGACCAUCCUCACCGGCCUGGAAUCGACCCUCGACACUAGCACCCAGGCAUGUCCACGGGCGGCCCUCAGGUCCUUGGAGAACCUGCCGGCCUCCCCAGAUGCAGGAGUCUUCUGGCUGAAGCAGGUCAGAGGUCACGGGAGGUGCUGGGAGCAGCAGGAGGAGUUCAUGGAGUGGGAGGCCAGCAUGGAGGUGAGCAGCGCCAGCUACCUCAAGGACGUCAUGGUGGAGGACAUGUUCCAGGACAUAGACACGUCCCAACUGGAGAGGGACAUGGGAAUACUUGGCCUGAGGGCCAGUGGAGCUGCAUACCCCACCGCAGAGGAUCUUCAGUGUCUGACUCCCCUGUCCUCUACACAUUCCCAGCCUCUCCCUCUCAACUACAACAUGAAGGGCCUGCCGUCCUUCUCCUCCUUCUCGGCUCACGUGAGAGAAGGACUGGAGCUGGAGAAUCUGAUGACCACACUGGUGGAAUCCUGAAAUGUUACCAAGAUGAGCUUUUGUGCAGCACAAAGUCGUCCUGGAGGAAAAACAUGCAGGAAUAAAACUGCAUACAUGAUUUAAACGCUGCUAAGCAGCGACUCCAUGCACAGGCAAGCAACUCGUAUUCAAUUGUUACCGAUGCAAUGUCUGUUUAAACACUAAUGUUCUUCUGUGAAGAAAAGUUUAACCUUUCGUAUUUAUCAAGCAGUGUCGCUCAAUGUUGCUGAGAAGAAACCACAUCGAACUGUGAGACUAGUUAGUCCCCAAGUGUUUUAUCUUGUCCAUUUACUGUCGAGAGGCGGACUCACAUUGUUUUACUAAGUUCUCACGGAAUGGACGCACCGUUGUUGUCAAUAGGCAUCACUGAGUGAGCUUCUCACUUUUGUCAGCUGACACAAAGUGUUUGAAAUGUUUACAUUCAUGUUGUUCCACGGCCUUUGUUCUCCCUGGUUAAAGCCUCCACAUAUUUAUAACAUGUUUUGUUGUUGACGUUUAUCCAUUUAGUCACUAUGGCAGUUAUUCCUUAUUGUAAUGGAGGACAAAAAUGUUCACAUUGUAUUUACUCAUCUCUUUAAAGAGAUACUUUUUUCCACUUGUACUAAUAUUGAUUAUUAAAAUGUCAAAAUGACAAUUUGAAGUUUGUGCAUCAUUCAAGUGAAUGAAUUAAUCGUAUUCAGUGAGCAAACAUUUUUAUUUAUGACAUCACAUCUACAACAUUGAAAAGAACAAGUGGGUUAUAUUACAUUAGGUUACAAUCUCUUAUU
Molecule: messenger RNA, 2275 nt
Organism: Doryrhamphus excisus (bluestripe pipefish)
Lineage: Eukaryota; Metazoa; Chordata; Actinopteri; Syngnathiformes; Syngnathidae
Source: RefSeq, a predicted model, not a curated record